Messenger RNA from Drosophila rhopaloa, 1353 nucleotides. RefSeq lists its product as uncharacterized. Gene Ontology annotation, cellular component: membrane; septate junction. The record is from RefSeq and is a predicted model, not a curated record. Gene Ontology annotation, biological process: septate junction assembly; regulation of tube size, open tracheal system. The transcript has 4 exons. NCBI's taxonomy places the organism in Eukaryota, Metazoa, Arthropoda, Insecta, Diptera, Drosophilidae. The coding region runs from base 133 to 903 and encodes 256 amino acids.
UUCGGUUUAGCCCCACCUAUUUUUUUUUUUGGGUGUGUGCGACUUGCAUUUGUUUACGCUUCUUAAAAUCCACAGAAAAGAUACUGCUCCGCUCCAACUGUUAUCCCCGAGAAUCAGGACAAGGACAGCAGCAUGCGCGAACUUAACAAGCAGCAGUCGCAGGACACCACGGACUCUGGUGUCGAGAAGGGAGAUUACCCGCGAGCCACAAACGGCGUUGUCUUUGGGGCCAUCGUCGCCUUCGCGAGCUUCUUCGUGCUGAUGAUGUCCUUCUGCUCGCCGUACUGGAUCGAGUCCUACGAGGAGACGCGGUCAAGCUUCAAGAACAUGGGUCUUUGGCAGUACUGCUUCAAGGACUUUGUGUACCCCAAGUACCAGUUUCCUAAGCAGUUCACCGGCUGCCACAACAUCUUCUCGCACGACUACUACGUUAUCCGUGAGUACCUGUUACCCGGCUGGCUGAUGGCGGUGCAGGGCUUCGUGACCAUGUCCUUCAUCAUCGUGUUUCUCGUGCUGGUCCUGCUUUCGCUGACCAUCAUCCGCCUUCCGCUGAAGCCCGUGCUGCAGUACGAGUGGCUGCUCGUCCGCCUCUCCUAUUUGGGCACCGCUGUCUCCUCUCUGUUCAUGUUUCUGGCCGUGUGCAUCUUCGGGGGCUGCGCCUACCGCCGCGACUGGUUAAUGUACCCCAAGUUCAACGUGCUGGGCUGGUCCUACGCCCUGGCCGUGGUCACCUUUAUACUCCUUGGACUGGCCGCCCUGAUUCUGCAGCGCGAAGCCCGGCAGGCCUACGAGGCUCGCGGCGAGCAAAAGAACCUGGUCAUGCAGAUGGAAAUGCAGGAGCCGGGCUACCAGCCGCCUCGCCACCACCACAGCCAGUCGCGCAGCCUGCAGGGCUACAUAUAAAAGCUGGCCCACCUGACAGCUCGCAGCUGGAUAAAUGCAUUCCACUCUACUUGGAUCCCUAGUUUAAGUUUCCCCAAGCAAUCUCGAGUUUUCUAACUUCGCAUUCGACGCCGUCCAAAGUGCCUUCAACGCUCCCCAGACUUUAACCAUCAAAUAUAUACAUAUUUAUACACUCCGAACUCCGACCAGUGCUUAAUGCUGCGGACUCGACCCGUCUCCAUUUAUACUAGAUACAUUGUAAUUGUAUUAAAGAGCACACAGUUAAAAAUAAGAUCAAUACGUUUUUGAGCCCGAUUUGAGCUUGUUCUAAGAUCCAUUUUAUAUUGCAUCUUAAAAUGAUCAUUUUUAUGUAGGCUUAAACUAUUCAUAUAGUAAAACAUUUUGUAAUUCACAUUUAUCAGCAAACUGGUGUGAAGACAUGUCAACAUUAAAUUUUACGUGUUGUUUGAA